Messenger RNA from Macadamia integrifolia, 2165 nucleotides. Its product is annotated as monocopper oxidase-like protein SKU5. NCBI's taxonomy places the organism in Eukaryota, Viridiplantae, Streptophyta, Magnoliopsida, Proteales, Proteaceae. The record is from RefSeq and is a predicted model, not a curated record. The transcript has 7 exons. Bases 328 to 2007 code for a protein of 559 amino acids. Gene Ontology annotation, molecular function: copper ion binding; oxidoreductase activity.
ACUUGUAUCUCUCCUCUAUUCGGGCCUUCAAAUCUUAGGAGUGAAGUUUCUUCUCCUCCUCGUCUUUAACCACUAACUUCUCUUUAGUCUUUAUUCCCAAAUCCCCUUCUCCAUAUCUCUCUCUCUCUCUCUCUCUCUCUCUCUCUUCCAUUCUUUUCGAACCUUUAUCUUUCUGCGACAUUCUUGAAUCUUUUUCAAUUUUCUAACAUUAUCGAAUCUUUAAAGAAAGAUAACGCUCCUCACGAAGAUACUUCAUAGUUUCUGUUCUCUGAAUUCUGAAUUAGAGUUUUGUUUUGACUGGUUCAUCUGGGCUUCCCUUACUUGAUCAUGGAACCAUUUAGACAAUUCAGAGUCACCGCCGCUUCCUUCAAGUCUCUUCUCUAUGCUUCUUUCGUACAACUUCAAAUUUUCUUACUAUUUGGAUCCGCCAUUGCCGACAAUCCUCAAUUUUACUUCGAUUGGACAGUUUCUUACACUCCAUUGGCUCCCCUGGGAAUUUUCAAACAGGUGAUUGUGAUCAAUGGGCAGUUUCCUGGUCCGACGCUGAACGCCACGACCAACGACAUCUUGAACAUCAAUGUUCGCAACAAUCUGAAUGAGCCGUUCCUUCUCACAUGGAACGGAGUACAGCAGAGGAGGAAUUCAUGGCAGGACGGGGUGGAAGGGACGAACUGUCCAAUAGCGCCGGGGAAGAACUGGACUUACAGUUUCCAAGUGAAGGAUCAGAUAGGAAGCUUUUUCUAUUUCCCUUCGCUUCUUCUUCAGAGAGCCUCGGGUGGGUAUGGAGCCAUUCGUAUCAACAAUCGAAUCGUAAUUCCCGUCCCGUUCUCUCCUCCACAACAUGAAUUCGAUGUCUUGAUUGGAGAUUGGCACAAUGCAGACUACAGGGAAUUGAGGGCUUCACUUGAUCGUGGCAACUAUUUGCCCACACCUGACGGGAUUCUCAUCAAUGGCGUUGGUCCCUUCCAAGAAAAUUUCGCAUUUCGACCAGGAGCUACCUAUCGACUAAGAAUCUCAAACGUGGGCUUGAAAACGUCUGUGAACUUCAGAAUUCAGGACCACCUGAUGCUUCUGGUUGAGACGGAGGGAUCCUACACCUUGAAACAGUAUUAUGAGAAUAUCGACAUCCACGUCGGUCAAUCCUACUCAGUCCUCGUCACUGCUAAUCAAAUACCUGGAAGGUCAUAUUACAUGGUUGCAACCUCUCGCUUCAUCAUUCCUGAACUUGCUGGUAUCGCAGUAAUACAGUAUCCAGGCUCUUUAACAAAUCCAAUAGGCCCAUUUCCACCUGGUCCUCCACCAUUUGAUUUUACAUACUCCAUGGAUCAAGCCCGUUCAAUAAGGUGGGACUUAGCAGUAGGAGCAGCUAGACCAAACCCACAGGGUUCCUUCCAUUACGGCCUCAUAAAUGUAUCACAGAACAUCAUCCUCGAGAAUGAUAUGGCAAUGAUUGGAAAUCAUCAGCGUUACACAGUGAAUGGGAUCUCAUUUGUUCACCCAGAUACGCCAUUGAAGCUAGCUGACUAUUUCCAGCUUAACGAUGUCUUCAAGUCAGAUUCCAUUCCUAAAGCACCAGAUGGUAGAUAUCCUGCAUUGGGGACCUCUGUUAUUGAUCUCAAAUACAGAGAUUUCAUCCACAUUGUCUUUCAGAACCCUUUACCAAUCUUGCAAACUUGGCACAUCGAUGGCUACAACUUCUUUGUUGUUGGGAUGGAUGAGGGGAACUGGGAUGAGAGUAGAAGAUCAACUUAUAACAUGGUCGACGCCAUUUCCCGGUCGACGAUCCAGGUGUACCCAAACUCAUGGACGGCGAUAAUGGUGGAAUUGGACAACCAAGGGAUGUGGAAUGUGAGAUCUCAAGAAGUAGAUAAAUGGUACCUUGGCCAAGAACUAUACAUCAGAGUGAAAGGGGUUGGGCAGAAUGACCCUUCAACUAUACCAAUCCAAGAUGAGACUCCUAUUCCUGCCAAUGUCAUCAGAUGUGGAAGGGCUGGUCCUUCUACCUAAUUGGAAACCAACUCGCACUUGUCCUCCGUCAAUUUUGGUAAAUCUUCUUAUUUCUUCUUGAAAUGACUUCUCCCCUGUAUUGGUUGGACUAAGAUGUAAACAGAAAAGCCAGAAACUUUAUCCCUUCUUCCUAUAGUAUUAGCCAAUUUAAACUGAAA